Molecule: messenger RNA, 3298 nt
Organism: Ctenocephalides felis (cat flea)
Lineage: Eukaryota; Metazoa; Arthropoda; Insecta; Siphonaptera; Pulicidae
Gene: Pde11
Product: dual 3',5'-cyclic-AMP and -GMP phosphodiesterase 11
Exons: 20
Coding region: 539-3289 (916 amino acids)
Biological process (GO): signal transduction
Molecular function (GO): 3',5'-cyclic-GMP phosphodiesterase activity; 3',5'-cyclic-AMP phosphodiesterase activity; protein binding
Source: RefSeq, a predicted model, not a curated record
ACAGAUGUAGUAAAAAGCUGAAAACGGCAUGCGCAAACAGACGUUUCGAAAAGGUUAUAUGUACUGCGAUCUUCAACUUAAACCGUUUCCAACAUUCAACACGAAAAGUUUUUUUCCAAGUGAUUGAUUGAAAAAAAAAGUUAGUUUUUGUGUGUUUAUAAUUUAAUUGUCAUUCGAAGCAAGUGUCUGACCGAGUGUUUGUUAAAACUUUAGCAAAAUUAUUCAUUCUAACCUAUAAAGUGUGUUGCGUAUUUCGAGUGAAACUAAAAUCGGUGUUUAAAUGUAGCAGAGAUACAGUAAUGCAUUUGGGAUUAUUGACCUCCUUAAAAAGCGUGAGGAUAUACUGGUGAGAGUUCAGCGCAAGAACUUUGGUGUUCAUGUCUCAAGAAGUUUUAAGUUGUCAUCUAAAUUAUAGUAAGGAGUUUUCUAAUAUUUUACCACACUGGCAUAUUCUGGUAGCACCGUGCCGCCCGUACUGUGGAGAUCUCGCCGUAAUCCGGCAGGACUGCGGUUGCGCAACGUCGACGAGUCGGCCGGUAUGACCGCGGAGCAGGGGGGGUCCGCCGACGUGGUCAGCGCCGGGCCCCUCCCUGCGCCCGCUAAUUCGAACGCGCCGACACUGCCUCACCACAGGCGGUAUGACCAGGAACACGCACGCAUGGAAGCGUGGCUGGACGAGAACCCUGAUUUCGUCCAAGACUAUUUCAUGAGGAAGGUAACUCGGCAAGUGGUGGACGCGUGGCUGGUGUCUCACGCGACCCCAUCGUCGGCUGGCGGUGACCUGCAGUCGCCGUCGUACCAGGGCUGUGCAUCGCGGAGUGGCUCCGGAGCCACGACGCCAGUCAGAAAGAUUUCGGCGCACGAGUUUGAGCGCGGCGGACUCCUACGUCCGAUUGUGACUACCGUGGACGGAACUCCGACGUUUUUAAGUGUUGACGAAGACUCCUGCUCCACGGGGGGUUCAUCUGGAGGUUGCUACGGCUCCAGUAGCGGUGUUUCAUGCGGUCCUACGGGUCCAAGCUCGCCUGGCGGACCAGGUUCUCGGGCACAGAGGCGAAGCAGGCAUGAACUUCGUAAUCUCGAUGAGAAAGAACUAAUAUUCGAAUUGGUAAAAGACAUAUGUGAUGAUUUAGAUGUGCGAUCAUUAUGUCAUAAGAUUUUACAAAAUGUAUCGACACUAUUACGAGCUGACCGUGGUUCCCUCUUUUUGGUUCAAGGUUGCAAAACGCAAACAUUGGCAACAACUAAUAGAACGAAUUGCACUCUUCCUGGUAGAAAAUGUUUGGUGUCUAAAUUAUUCGACGUGUGUUCCCGAUCGACACUUCCAGAAAUGGAAAAACAUGAAGAAAUUCGGGUUGAGUGGGGAACAGGUAUCAUAGGCCACGUCGCUGAAAGUGGCGAGCCAGUGAAUAUUCCGGAUGCAUAUAAGGAUGAUCGUUUUAAUCGCGACAUAGAUCUGCAGACCGGAUACAGGACGAGAUCUUUGCUCUGCAUGCCGAUCAAAGAUGCUUCAGGUGAGGUUUUGGGUGUGGCGCAAGUUAUAAAUAAACUGGGACCAGAACAAUCUUUCACGGAAUCGGAUGAAAAGGUUUUUGCAGCCUAUUUGCAAUUUUGCGGCAUAGCCAUGCGAAAUGCUCAACUUUAUGAAAAUAGCCAAUUAGAAGUGAGAAGAAACCAGGUUCUUUUAGAUUUAGCUAGAAUGAUAUUCGAAGAGCAGAGCACAAUUGAACAUAUGGUUCUACGAAUAUUAACACAUAUACAAAGUUUAAUCCAAUGCCAAAGAGUGCAGGUAUUAUUACUGCACGAAGCUUCUAAAGGAAGCUUUUCACGAGUUUUUGACUUCGAAGCAAAUGACGUGAACGCUGACGAAUCAGAUGUUCGAACAAGUCCUUAUGAGUCGAGGUUUCCUAUAAAUAUUGGCGUCACUGGUCAAGUGGCUACAACAGGUGAGACUGUGAAUAUACCAAAUGCAUAUGAUGAUCCCAGAUUUGACCCAAGUGCCGAUGAGGGUACGACGUUUCGGCACAAAUCCAUUCUAUGUAUGGCCAUAAAGAAUUCUUUAGGACAAAUUAUUGGUGUCAUACAACUUAUAAAUAAGUUCAAUGAUUUGGCAUUUACGAAAAACGAUGAGAAUUUUGUUGAAGCGUUUGCCAUUUUCUGUGGGAUGGGUAUACAUAACACACAUAUGUAUGAAAGAGCAGUGGUAGCUAUCGCAAAGCAGUCAGUAACACUGGAAAUUUUAAGUUACCAUGCCUCUGCGAGUCUGGAUGACGCACAGAAACUUAGGAGUUUACGGGUUCCUUCAGCAGCACAUUUUCAACUACAUGAUUUUAAGUUUGAUGAUAUCAACAUGGAUGAUGAUGAUACACUUAAAGCUUGCCUAAGAAUGUUUCUAGACUUGGAUUUUGUGGAACGAUUUCACAUAGACUAUGAGGUUUUGUGCAGGUGGUUGCUCAGUGUCAAGAAGAAUUAUCGCAAUGUCACCUAUCACAAUUGGCGGCACGCUUUCAAUGUAGCUCAGAUGAUGUUUGCCAUAUUAACGGCCACUCAAUGGUGGAAAAUAUUUGGCGACAUUGAGUGUCUGGGUUUGAUAAUAGCAUGUUUAUGUCAUGACUUAGAUCAUCGAGGGACAAACAAUUCUUUUCAAAUAAAAGCGUCCUCUCCACUUGCUCAGCUAUAUUCCACAUCAACAAUGGAACAUCAUCAUUUUGAUCAGUGUCUAAUGAUCUUGAACAGUGAUGGCAAUCAGCUGUUAUCUAAUCUCUCACCAGAUGAUUAUUCCAGAGUUAUUCAUGUAUUGGAAGAUGCAAUAUUAUCCACGGAUCUUGCUGUUUAUUUCAGGAAACGGGGUCCUUUCUUGCAUGCUGUUCAUAACAGCUCUAUCUGUGACUGGUCUCAGGAUGAGCCCCGGUCUUUGCUUCGGGCCAUGAGCAUGACAGUGUGCGACUUAGCUGCAAUUACAAAGCCCUGGGAAAUUGAGAAGCGAGUAGCUGAAUUGGUUAGCAAUGAGUUCUUCCAACAGGGUGACAUUGAACGAGAUAAAUUAAACAUCACACCUAUUGAUUUAAUGAAUAGGGAAAAAGAGGAUGAACUUCCAAUGAUGCAAGUUGGAUUUAUUGACUCAAUCUGUAUACCAAUUUAUGAGGCUUUUGCUACUUUAUCAAACAAAUUGGAACCUCUUGUCGAAGGCGUAUUGGCUAACAAGAAGCAUUGGCUGGAACUAGCUUCACAGAAUAAUAAAGAGAGUAACUCUGAUGAAGAUGCUGAAAUUGAAACAAAUAGUUUAUAAAUGUAGUAA